This is a messenger RNA of Coregonus sp. 'balchen', 21884 nucleotides long. The record is from the annotation of a GenBank genome assembly. Lineage: Eukaryota; Metazoa; Chordata; Actinopteri; Salmoniformes; Salmonidae.
AUGGAGCUGACCUGGUGAGCUUGGUUUGUGAUUAACCAUUUGGCGAGAGUGUUUGACGUAGUGAUGUUAGUUGUAACGUAAUCAUGAUGAAAUGCUGUUCCCAAUCUCCUCGUAGGGAGGACGUCCCGCUCCCAGCCCCAGACUGUCUAUUAUUCAACAAAGACCUCUAUGACAAGUACUCCCUGGCGCCGACCAUGAAGGGACUCUGGGAUAUGGCUGAAGUAAGGUACAGUAUGCAUCUAGCAGUAGCUACCUAACAUAGCGUCAAUGGUCAGCUGAUUGAUGGGAGUUUGAGCUCUUUCUCAUUGUUGGAACUGGUAACCAUUAGAAUGAUGAGCAGUUGUUGUGGUGUCCAGUCCCGCAGUAAAGGUUGAAGUGAAGGAGGAGUUAGGGGACCCAACAGGACCAGCCAAGCUCCCCUCUACACAGAACCAGUCCAAAAGCAGCAGCAGUAACAGUCAGGAUGAGAGGAGUGGCACCAGAGAGCCCAGUUCUGACAGUCAGGAUGAGAGGAGUGGCACCAGAGAGCCCUGUUCUGACAGUCAGGAUGAGAGGAGUGGCACCAGAGAGCCCAGUUCUGACAGUCAGGAUGAACACAGUGACCAUAAAGAUGACCACCCACCUGCUGGUGAGGCAGUCUCCAGUCACCCUAGACCCCCCGGCCAGGACCCCAGUCACCCUAGGCCCCCCGGCCAGGACCCCAGCCACCCUAGGCCCCCCGGCCAGGACCCCAGCCACCCUAGACCCCCCGGCCAGGACCCCAGCCUUCCCGUCCUUCCCGGCCAGGUACCAGAGAUGUUCCCGGAGCCCAGGGUACCAUACCCCUGUUUCUCCAGACUCACCAGUAAAGACCAGCUGACAUAUCUCCGUGUGCUGACCAGCAAACAGCCCAGAGAAGCUCCUCAGGUAGGCUACUGACUGGCUCUUAAUAAUACGAAUAUAAUAAACUUCAUUUGCACAAUACAUACAGAGAAGCUCCUCAUGCACAUAAUGCUCUCAACACGCUAUGCUGUUGUCACACUGUGGCUGUUCCUGGAAGGUCACACUGUGGCUCUUCCUGGAAGGUCACACUGUGGCUGUUCCUGUAAGGUCACACUGUGGCUGUUCCUGGAAGGUCAGAGCCUGUGGCUGUUCCUGGAAGGUCAGAGCCUGUGGCUGUUCCUGGAAGGUCAGAGCCUGUGGCUGUUCCUGGAAGGUCAGAGCCUGUGGCUGUUCCUGGAAGGUCAGAGCCUGUGGCUGUUCCUGGAAGGUCAGAGCAUGUGGCUGUUCCUGGAAGGUCACACUGUGGCUGUUCCUGGAAGGUCACACUGGCUGUUCCUGGAAGGUCAGAGCCUGUGGCUGUUCCUGGAAGGUCACACUGUGGCUGUUCCUGGAAGGUCAGAGCCUGUGGCUGUUCCUGGAAGGUCAGAGCCUGUGGCUGUUCCUGGAAGGUCAGAGCCUGUGGCUGUUCCUGGAAGGUCAGAGCCUGUGGCUGUUCCUGGAAGGUCAGAGCCUGUGGCUGUUCCUGGAAGGUCAGAGCCUGUGGCUGUUCCUGGAAGGUCAGAGCCUGUGGCUGUUCCUGGAAGGUCAGAGCCUGUGGCUGUUCCUGUAAGGUCAGAGCCUGUGGCUGUUCCUGGAAGGUCAGAGCCUGUGGCUGUUCCUGGAAGGUCAGAGCCUGUGGCUGUUCCUGGAAGGUCAGAGCCUGUGGCUGUUCCUGGAAGGUCACACUGUGGCUGUUCCUGGAAGGUCAGAGCCUGUGGCUGUUCCUGGAAGGUCACACUGUGGCUGUUCCUGUAAGGUCACACUGUGGCUGUUCCUGGAAGGUCAGAGCCUGUGGCUGUUCCUGGAAGGUCACACUGUGGCUGUUCCUGGAAGGUCACACUGUGGCUGUUCCUGGAAGGUCAGAGCCUGUGGCUGUUCCUGGAAGGUCACACUGUGGCUGUUCCUGUAAGGUCACACUGUGGCUGUUCCUAUAAGGUCACACUGUGGCUGUUCCUAUAAGGUCACACUGUGGCUGUUCCUAUAAGGUCAGAGCAUGUGGCUGUUCCUGGAAGGUCACACUGUGGCUGUUCCUGGAAGGUCACACUGGCUGUUCCUGGAAGGUCAGAGCCUGUGGCUGUUCCUGGAAGGUCACACUGUGGCUGUUCCUGGAAGGUCACACUGUGGCUGUUCCUGUAAGGUCAGAGCCUGUGGCUGUUCCUGGAAGGUCAGAGCCUGUGGCUGUUCCUGGAAGGUCAGAGCCCGUGGCUGUUCCUGGAAGGUCAGAGCCCGUGGCUGUUCCUGUAAGGUCAGAGCCUGUGGCUGUUCCUGGAAGGUCAGAGCCUGUGGCUGUUCCUGUAAGGUCACACUGUGGCUGUUCCUGGAAGGUCAGAGCCUGUGGCUGUUCCUGUAAGGUCAGAGCCCGUGGCUGUUCCUGUAAGGUCAGAGCCCGUGGCUGUUCCUGUAAGGUCAGAGCCUGUGGCUGUUCCUGGAAGGUCAGAGCCUGUGGCUGUUCCUGGAAGGUCAGAGCCUGUGGCUGUUCCUGGAAGGUCAGAGCCUGUGGCUGUUCCUGGAAGGUCAGAGCCUGUGGCUGUUCCUGGAAGGUCAGAGCCUGUGGCUGUUCCUGGAAGGUCAGAGCCUGUGGCUGUUCCUGGAAGGUCAGAGGCCGUGGCUGUUCCUGGAAGGUCAGAGCCUGUGGCUGUUCCUGGAAGGUCAGAGCCUGUGGCUGUUCCUGGAAGGUCAGAGCCUGUGGCUGUUCCUGGAAGGUCAGAGCCUGUGGCUGUUCCUGUAAGGUCAGAGCCUGUGGCUGUUCCUGUAAGGUCACACUGUGGCUGUUCCUGGAAGGUCAGAGCCUGUGGCUGUUCCUGUAAGGUCAGAGGCCGUGGCUGUUCCUGGAAGGUCACACUGUGGCUGUUCCUGUAAGGUCAGAGCCCGUGGCUGUUCCUGUAAGGUCAGAGCCUGUGGCUGUUCCUGGAAGGUCAGAGCCCGUGGCUGUUCCUGGAAGGUCAGAGCCUGUGGCUGUUCCUGGAAGGUCAGAGCCUGUGGCUGUUCCUGGAAGGUCAGAGCCUGUGGCUGUUCCUGGAAGGUCAGAGCCUGUGGCUGUUCCUGGAAGGUCAGAGCCUGUGGCUGUUCCUGGAAGGUCAGAGCCUGUGCAUUCGGUCAUUGUACUUAAAACAUGCUAUUGACAUUGACAGAACUCAAUAUUGUGAAUUGUGCCUUCCUCACUGUCAGAUUGGAAUCACGGCGUACCUUCACCCUACCCGAUCCUGCACUAACCCUGUUUAUCUCUGCCGAUCAGACUCUGUUGCUGCAUGUGAACAGUGAGAGGACAGAGUUCAUGAGGUACCUUCAGGAAGUGGCCAGGAUGUGUCCCGACGACUACAACUACAUAUCCCAGGGGGCCGCGCUCUUCUCAGAGGUAAUGCACUGUUACUUCCUGGUUACUAGUCUGCUGAUGUUACAACUCUGAACGGUACUCUCAUCUUUCUCUGUUCUAGGAGUACCUGAGAGCCUGUCGAGACCAGAUGAGGAAGUAUCCCCAACUCUAUCUGAUCCAUGAGAUAACCAGCCUCACAGGAGGAAACUUCUCAUCCAGCCUCCAGCUCAACUUUGAGAAACAGCUCCUUACUAUGGUGAGUUACUAGAAAAAGGUUUUUUCUAUAGAAAAACUCCUUACAUGGGUGAGAUAUACAGAAAAUGUUUUUCUAAAAGAACAGCCCCUUUUACGGGGGGAGUUUAUACUAGAAAAAAUGUGUUCUUAUAGAACAGCCCCUUUUACUAUGGUGAGAUAUAAAAGAAAAUUUUGUUCUAUAAAAAACCCCUUUUACUAUGGUAAAAUUAUACUAGAAAAAUUUGGUUCUAUAAAAAGCCCCGGUAUGGGGGGAAAUACUGAAUAAGGGUUUUCUAAAAAAACAGCUCCUUAUAUGGAGAAUACUAGAAAAUGGUUUUUAAAAUAAAAACCGCCCCUUACUUGGUGAGUUUAUACUGGGAAUAAUGUGUUCAUAAAACAGUUUCCUUACAGGGGUGAAUAUACUAGAAAAAUUUUUUUAAAAAACAGCUCCUUACAAAUGGUGAAUAACUAGAAUAAUGUUUUCAUGGGAAACAGCUCCUUACAGGGUGAGAUAUCUAAAUAUGUUUCUAUAAAACACUCUACUAUGUGAGAUAUCUAAAAAUAAUGUGUUCUAUGACAGCCCCUUUCUAUGGGAAUUACUAGAAUAAUGUGUUCUAAUAUAACGCCCCUUACUAUGGUGAGAUAUACUAAAAUAAUGUGUUCUAUAAAAAACGCCCUUACUAUGGUGGAUUACUAAAUAAUUGUUCUAUAAAACAGCCCCUUUAAGGGUAGAUAUCUAGAUAAGUUUUUUAUAGAACAUUUCCCUUACAUGGGAAAUACUAAAUAAUGUGUUCAUAAACAGCUCCUUUUUGGUGAGAUUACUAAAAAAUGUGUUCAUAGAACAGCUCCUUACAUGGGGGAUAAAACAGAAAAAUGUUUCAAAGAACGCUCCUUACUAGGGUGAGAUAACUAAAAUAAUGUUUUAUAUAACAGCCCUUACUAUGGGAAUAACAGAAUAAUGUGUUUAUAAACAGUUUCCUUCUAUGGUAAUAUCUAAAAAAUGUUUCUAUAAGAACACUCCUUACUAUGGUGAGUAACUAGAAAAAUGUGUUCAAUAAACACUCCUUAUAUGGUAGAUAUCUAAAAAUUUUUCUAUGAACAGCUCCUACUAUGGGGGGAUUACUAGAAUAAGUUUUCUUUUGAACAGCUCCUUACAUGGUAGAUAUACUAAAAAGGGGUUUCAAAACGCCCUUACAUGGUGAGAUAUAGAAUAAUUUUUCUUAAGAACCUCCUUACUAGGUGAAUAUACGAAUAAGGGUUUUCUAUAAAACCCCUUUACUAUGGGGAGAUAACUAGAAUAAGGGUUUUCUAUAGAACACUCCUUAUGGGGGAGAUAACAAAAAGGGUUUUUUAAUAAAACAGCUCCUUACUAGGGUAGAUUUAAAAAGAUGUGUUCUAAAAAACACUCCUUACUAUGGUGAAUAUACAGAAUAAUGUGUUCUUUUAACAGCUCCUUACUAGGGGUGAAUUUACAAAAAGUGUUCUAAAAAACCUCCUUACUAGGGUUUGGUAACAAAAUGUGUUCUAUAGAACGCUCCUUACUAUGUGAAUAUACAAAAAAAUUGUUCUAUAAAAGCUCCUUACUAGGGUGAGUUUAACUAAAAAUAAUGGUUCUAUAAAACACUCCUACUAUGGGGAUAACUAGAAAAAUUGUUCUAUAAACCUCCUUACUAUGGUAGAUACUGAAAAAGUGUUCUAUAAAAACAGCCCUUACUAUGGUAAAUACUAGAAUAAUGUUUCUAAAAACAGCUCCUUACUAUGGUGAAUAUACUAGAAUAAUUGUUCUAUAAAACGCCCCUUUCUAUGGUGGAUUACAGAAAAAGGUUUUUCUAUAAACACCCCUUUACUAGGUGAGAAAAACAAUAUGUGUUUUUAUAACAGCUCCUUACUAUGGGAAUUACUAGAAAAAUUUUCUAAAAGAACAGCUCCUUACUAGGGGAAUAUCUAAAUAAGUUUUUUUUAAAAGCCCCUUUACAUGGUGAAUAUAUUUAAAAAUGUGUUCAUAAACGUUUCCUUACUAGGUAGAUAUACUAAAUAAUUUUUCUAUAUAAAAAACCCCCUUACUAUGGUGAGAUAACUAGAAUAAUGUGUUCUUUUAAACCCCUUUACUAUGGUGAGAUAUACAAAUAGUUUCUUAGAAACUCCUACUAUGGUGAGAUUACUAAAUAAUUGGUUCUAUAAACAGUUUCCUUACUAUGGUGAGAUUCUAAAUAAUGUGUUCUAUAGAACAGCCCCUUACUAUGGGGGAAUAUACAGAAUAUGUUUUUAAAUAGAACACUCCUUACAGGGAGAUAUCUGAAUAAGGGUGUUCUAUAGAACACUCCUCUAGGAGUUUCGGGAAAAAAAUUUUGGGGAAACGAAAAGUGCCGCCCCCCUUUUUAAAUUCAAAAUUUUCUAUCCCCCCCACGGGGGAAAAACAAAAUUUUUUUUUAAAAUCGCCCCACUAUGGUAGUUCUGUUGUUAUAAAAAAUUUUUGGGAUAAAAAAAAUUUUUUAAGGGUCCUUUUUUUUUAAAAAAUUUUCAAAGAAAGCCCUUACUUGUGAAAUACUAGAAUAAUUUGUUCUAUAGAACAGCUCCUUACUAUGUUAGAUAUACUAGAAAAUUUGGGGUUUAUAGAACAGCCCCUUUACUAUGGUGGAUAUCAGAAUAAUGUGUUCUAUAGAACCCCCUUACUAGGGUGAGAUAUACUUAGAAUAAUGUGUUCUAUAUAUAACAGCUCCUUACUAUGGUGAGAUAUACUAGAAUAAUGUGUUCUAUAGAACAGCUCCUUACUAUGGUGAGAUAUACUAGAAUAAUGUGUUCUAUAUAGAACAGCUCCUUACUAUGGUGAGAUAUACGAGAAUAAUGUGUUUCUAUAGAACAUGCUCCUUACUAUGGUGAGAUAUACUAGAAUAAUGUGUUCCAUAUAGAACAGCUCCUGACUAUGGUGAGAUAUACUAGAAUAAUGUGUUCUAUAUAGAACAGCUCCUUACUAUGGUGAGAUAUACUAGAAUAAUGUGUUCUAUAGAACAGCUCCUUACUAUGGUGAGAUAUACUAGAAUAAUGUGUUCUAUAGAACGCUCCUUACUAUGGUGAGAUAUACUAGAAUAAUGUGUUCUAUAGAACAGCUCCUUACUAUGGUGAGAUAUACUAGAAUAAUGUGUUCUAUAGAACAGCUCCUUACUAUGGUGAGAUAUACUAGAAUAAUGUGUUCAAUAGAACAGCUCCUUACUAUGGUGAGAUAUACUAGAAUAAUGUGUUCUAUAUAGAACAGCUCCUUACUAUGGUGAGAUAUACUAGAAUAAUGUGUUCUAUAGAACAGCUCCUUACUAUGGUGAGAUAUACUAGAAUAAUGUGUUCUAUAGAACAGCUCCUUACUAUGGUGAGAUAUACUAGAAUAAUGUGUUCUAUAGAACAGCUCCUUACUAUGGUGAGAUAUACUAGAAUAAUGUGUUCUAUAGAACAGCUCCUUACUAUGGUGAGAUAUACUAGAAUAAUGUGUUCUAUAUAACAUAAUGUAUUCUAUAUCAUCCAUUGUACUUGAGCCACAGAACCUGUCCUCCUCCUUUCUGUGUCUCCAGGGCGAGGUGGUGAUCACAGACCACAAGGUGGUGCCUAAUGAAGCGCAGUUGUCAUUUGACUACGAGACUGUUUCAUCAGAUAUUCCUCCAGUGAAGAAAGCAAAGCACUCACACUCUGUAAGAAUAAUGCUUUACUUCUUAAUUACUACAACAAAGAGAGACAUCAUUGGUUAUUGUCUCAGGUUGGAGCUCAGUCUUUGGGAGGCCUUUGUAUAUGAACACACUCCAGCAGCACUCUUCCUCACAAUAUCUCUAGAGGUGGCUGAUGCAUCACUUUGGACACACCAUUGAUGUUUCUAAACAGUGUUAUGUCUUAGAGUCCAUUUUACACACUAAAUAAGUGACUUUAUUACUCCAUCCCCUGAAAACAGUAUUAUGGGCUAUUCUUCAGAUGUUGGUGUUUGUUUCAUGUUCAGGGCGUCAGUACUGACAGUAAUGCAGAGAAGCUGAGUGGUCGGUAUGAACCCCAUGUUGUCCUGAGUAGAGAAAGUCUGGUCAGACUGCUGGACAACCACGGUCCGGACUUCACUGACCCCUGGGAGUUACCUGUAGUGGUCAAAACCAACCCUGGGAGAGGUAGGAUAUAACCUAACCCCUGAUGCCUAACCCCUCAUCCUGACCCCUGACCCUAACCCCUCAUCCUGACCCCUCAUCCUGACCCCUGGGAGUUACCUGUAGUGGUCAAAACCAACCCUGGGAGAGGUAGGAUAUAACCUAACCCCUGAUGCCUGACCCCUGACCCCUAACCCCUCAUCCUGACCCCUGGGAGUUACCUGUAGUGGUCAAAACCAACCCUGGGAGAGGUAGGAUAUAACCUAACCCCUCAUCCUGACCCCUGACCCCUCAUCCUGACCCCUGACCCUAACCCCUCAUCCUGACCCCUCAUCCUGACCCCUGGGAGUUACCUGUAGUGGUCAAAACCAACCCUGGGAGAGGUAGGAUAUAACCUAACCCCUGAUGCCUAACCCCUGACCCCUAACCCCUCAUCCUGACCCCUGACCCUAACCCCUCAUCCUGACCCCUGACCCCUCAUCCUGACCCCUAACCCCUCAUUACCUGUAGUGGUCAUACUGCUCACGUUCUUUCUCCUUGUCUCCUUCUCAAAACCCAUUGGAGGAGAAGGUCAAAAGGGAGGGACCUCUGGCUUUCUCAUCCAUUUGAGAAGGAGAUGGGUAGGACGUGAGGAGUAUGCAAUUGAGAUCUUCCAAAUAUCAACCUUGGGAGAGGUAGGACAUUACCCUGAACCCUAACCAGGGGCCCACCAGAUAGCAUAUGACAGCGAAAUGUGUAGAAUGACUGGAAAUUAGCUUUAAAACUGCAGAAUUCUCUCUCAGCAUCAUGGCAAAAUGUGUAGAAUGUCAGGAAAUUAGCUUUAAAACUGCUUAGAAAAAUGUUUAGAAUAGCAUUAUAAAACUGCACAUUUCUUUCAACACAAAAUAUCUUGAAAUCAAUGAUGUGAAGUAUAUAAACCCUGGAUCGCUGAUGCUUUGUAUUGGCCAAUGAGAGGCUUUGAAGCCACCGGUCGGCCAUAUUGUCAAAGCAAAUGUUAUUUGUAAUCCUUCUGCACACACUGCAGCAGGGAUUUUGGCCCACUCCUCCAUACAGACCUUCUCCAGAUCCUUCAGGUUUCGGGGCUGUCGCUGGGCAAUACGGACUUUCAGCUCCCUCCAAAGAAUUUUCUAUUGGGUUCAGGUCUGGAGACUGGCUCGGCCACUACAGGACCGACCUUGAGAUGCCUCUUACGGAGCCACUCCUUAGUUGCCCUGGCUGUGUGUUUCGGGCCGUUGUCAUGCUGGAAGACCCAGCCACGACCCAUCUUCAAUGCUCUUACUGAGGGAAGGAGGUUGUUGGCCAAGAUCUCGCGAUACAUAGCCUCAUCCAUCCUCCCCUCAAUACGGUGCAGUCGUCCUGUCCCCUUUGCAGAAAAGCAUCCCCAAAGAAUGAUGUUUCCACCUCCAUGCUUCACGGUUGGGAUGGUGUUCUUGGGGUUGUACUCAUCCUUCUUCUUCCUCCAAACACGGCGAGUGGAGUUUAGACCAAAAAGCUCUAUUUUUGUCUCAUCAGACCACAUGACCUUCUCCCAUUCCUCAUCUGGAUCAUCCAGAUGGUCAUUGGCAAACUUCAGAUGGGCCUGGACAUGCGCUGGCUUGAGCAGGGGGACCUUGCGUGCGCUGCAGGAUUUUAAUCCAUGACGGCGUAGUGUGUUACUAAUGGUUUUCUUUGAGACUGUGGUCCCAGCUCUCUUCAGGUCAUUGACCAGGUCCUGCCGUGUAGUUCUAGGCUGAUCCCUCACCUUCCUCAUGAUCAUUGAUGCCCCACGAGGUGAGAUCUUGCAUGGAGCCCCAGACCGAGGGUGAUUGACCGUCAUCUUGAACUUCUUCCAUUUUCUAAGAAUUGCGCCAACAGUUGUUGCCUUCUCACCAAGCUGCUUGCCUAUUGUCCUGUAGCCCAUCCCAGCCUUGUGCAGGUCUACAGUUUUAUCCCUGAUGUCCUUACACAGCUCUCUGGUCUUGGCCAUUGUGGAGAGGUUGGAGUCUGUUUGAGUGUGUGGACAGGUGUCUUUUAUACAGGUAGCGAGUUCAAACAGGUGCAGUUAAUACAGGUAAUGAGUGGAGAACAGGAGGGCUUCUUAAAGAAAAACGAACAGGUCUGUGAGAGCCGGAAUUCUUACUGGUUGGUAGGUGAUCAAAUACUUAUGCAAAUUAAUCAGUUAAAAAUCAUACAAUGUGAUUUUCUGGAUUUUUGUUUUAGAUUCCGUCUCUCACAGUUGAAGUGUACCUAUGAUAAAAAGUACAGACCUCUACAUGCUUUGUAAGUAGGAAAACCUGCAAAAUCGGCAGUGUAUCAAAUACUUGUUCUCCCCACUGUAGAGGUAGUACCAGUACUGAGUCAGGGGUACCAGGUAAAAACAUGGCUAUAUACAGGGAGUACCAGUACUGAGUCAGGGGUACCAGGUAAUAACAUGGCUAUAUACAGGGAGUACCAGGUAAUAACAUGGCUAUAUACAGGGAGUACCAGGUAAUAACAUGGCUAUAUACAGGGAGUACCAGUACUGAGUCAGGGGUACCAGGUAAUAACAUGUCUAUAUACAGGGAGUACCAGGUAAUAACAUGGCUAUAUACAGGGAGUACCAGUACUGAGUCAGGGGUACCAGGUAAUAACAUGGCUAUAUACAGGGAGUACCAGUACUGAGUCAGGGGUACCAGGUAAUAACAUGGCUAUAUACAGGGAGUACCAGUACUGAGUCAGGGGUACCAGGUAAUAACAUGCUAUAUACAGGGAGUACCAGUACUGAGUCAGGGGUACCGGGUAAUAACAUGGCUAUAUACAGGGAGUACCAGGAAAUAACUGGCUAUAUACAGGGAGUACCAGGUAAUAACAUGGCUAUAUACAGGGAGUACCAGGAAAUACAUGGCUAUAUACAGGGAGUACCAGGUAAUAACAUGGCUAUACACAGGAAGUACCGGGUAUAACAUGGUUAUAUACAGGGAGUACAGGUAAUAACAUGGCUAUAUACAGGAGUACCAGGUAAUAACAUGGCUAUAUACAGGGAGUACCAGUAAUAACAUGGCUAUAUACAGGGAGUACCGGGUAUAACAUGGUAUAUACAGGGAGUACCAGGUAAUAACAUGGCUAUAUACAGGGAGUACCAGUACUGAGUCAGGGGUACCAGGUAAUAACAUGGCUAUAUACAGGGAGUACCAGUACUGAGUCAAUAUGCAGGGUACCAGGUAAUAACAUGGCUAUAUACAGGGAGUACCAGUACUGAGUCAAUAUGCAGGGGUACCAGGUAAUAACAUGGCUAUAUACAGGGAGUACCAGUACUGAGUCAAUAUGCAGGGGUACCAGGUAAUAACAUGGCUAUAUACAGGGAGUACCAGUACUGAGUCAAUAUGCAGGGGUACCAGGUAAUAACAUGACUAUAUACAGGGAGUACCAGUACUGAGUCAGGGGUACCAGGUAAUAACAUGGCUAUAUACAGGGAGUACCAGUACUGAGUCAAUAUGCAGGGGUACUAGGUAAUAACAUGGCUACAGUGCAUUCGGAAAGUAUUCAGACCCCUUCCUUUUUCCACGUUUUGUUACGUUACAGCCUUAUUCUAAAAUGGAUUACAUUAUUUUUUCCCCUCAUCAAUCUACACACAAUACCCCAUAAGGACAACGCAAGAACAGGUUUUUAGAAAUUUUAGCACAUUUAUUAAAAAUAAACAACAGCAAUACCUUAUUUACAUAUAUAUACGUAUUCAGACCCUUUGCUACGAGACUCGAAAUUGAGCUUGGAUGCAUCCUGUUUCCAUUGAUCAUCCUUCAGAUGUUUCUAAAACUUGAUUGGAGUCCACCUGUGGUAAAUUCAAUUGAUUGGACAUGAUUUGGAAAGGCACACACCUGUCUAUAUAAGGUCCCACAGUUGACAGUGCACGUCAGAGCAAAAACCAAGCCAUGAGGUCGAAUGAAUUUUUCCGUAGAGCUCUGAGACAGGAUUGCGUCGAGGCACAGAUCUGGGGAAGGAUACCAAAACAUUUGUGACUCAUUUCAGGAAACUAGGCGGAUGUCACGUGUCACUACUUCACAGGAGCGCCAUUUGAACGUAAACUUUUUUGGCAGAAAUUUCUUCUGGAACAUGUGAACUUUCAUGUGCCUUAAUAACAAACUUGUAAGCCAUCUGUAAAUACGAAUAAAAUUGUUAAAUUACGAGCCUAGUUGGUUUAGCCACGGAAAAAGACAGCAACCUUCCCGCUAGCCAUGAUUGGCUGAGAUAAUGAGUGGGCUGGAAAUGCCGAGAGAUGAGUUCGGAUUGGUCUGCCAUGUAGCGCGCUUCUGUCUAUAACAUGAGCUGGUCAGUAUGUGUAGGUAAUCCUGGAGCAUCCUGGAGCCCCAGGCCGAGGGAGAUUGACAGUUAUUUUGUGUUUCUUCCAUUUGCGAAUAAUUGCACCAACGGUUGUCACCUUCUCACCAAGCUGCUUGGCGAUGGUCUUGUAGCCCAUUCCAGCCUUGUGUAGGUCUACAAUCUUGUCCCUGACAUCCUUGGUGAGCCCCUUGGUCUUGGCCAUGGUGGAGAGUUUGGAAUCUGAUUGAUUGAUUGCUUCUGUGGACAGGUGUCUUUUAUACAGGUAACAAACUGAGAUUAGGAGCACUCCCUUUAAGAGAGUGCUCCUAAUCUCAGUUUGUUACCUGUAUAAAAGACACCUGGGAGCCAGAAAUCUUUCUGAUUGAGAGGGGGUCAAAUACUUAUUUCCCUCAUUAAAAUCAAUUUAUAAAAAAUGUGUUUUUCUGGAUGUUUUUGUUGUUAUUCUGUCUCUCACUGGUCAAAUAAACCUACCAUUAAAAGUAUAGACUGAUCAUGUCUUUGUCAGUGGGCCAACGUACAAAUUCAGCAGGGGAUCAAAUACUUUUUCCCCUCACUGUAUAUGUCGAUACUAUUCCCAGAGGCGACCCAGAACAUUUCCCAGUCCAGGUGAUCAAAGCUGUUUUGAUGCAUAGAUUAAAAUUGGUCAGACCAACUUUGAACAGUCCAUUGAGAGAUCUACCAUGUUUCGACCCUAACCCUAAUGUGAACCAUGUCUCUGUAUUGCAGGCAGUAAACAGAGUAAGACAGUGUACAUCGACCCUCCACUGCUGCAGACAGCGAUGACUGUGAGAGAGAGGAGUCUGCUGUUCCAUGAGGAGAGCAUGAAGCUGUCAGUCAACAAGACUGGAACUAAGAACGUCUUCCACCUCAUGACUGAGGUUCCAGCUAUGGACAGACAACUACCAGCUGUAUGUAACCUAACCCCUAACCCUAACCCUACAUCUCCUAACUGUUAGUAACCUAACCCCUAACCCUGACCUUAACCCUACAUCUCCUAACUGUAUGUAGCCUAACCCCUAACCCUGACCUUAACCCUACAUCUCCUAACUGUAUGUAGCCUAACCCCUAACCCUGACCUUAACCCUACAUCUCCUAGCUGUUAGUAACCUAACCCUGACCUUAACCCUACAUCUCCUAACUGUAUGUAGCCUAACCCCUAACCCUGACCUUAACCCUACAUCUCCUAACUGUAUGUAACCUAACCCCUAACCCUGACCUUAACCCUACAUCUCCUAACUGUAUGUAACCUAACCCCUAACCCUGACCUUAACCCUACAUCUCCUAACUGUAUGUAGCCUAACCCCUAACCCUGACCUUAACCCUACAUCUCCUAACUGUAUGUAACCUAACCCCUAACCCUGACCUUAACCCUACAUCUCCUAACUGUUAGUAGCCUAACCCCUAACCCUGACCUUAACCCUACAUCUCCUAACUGUUAGUAGCCUAACCCCUAACCCUGACCUUAACCCUACAUCUCCUAACUGUAUGUAGCCUAACCCCUAACCCUGACCUUAACCCUACAUCUCCUAACUGUUAGUAGCCUAACCCCUAACCCUGACCUUAACCCUACAUCUCCUAACUGUAUGUAACCUAACCCCUAACCCUAACCUUAACCCUACAUCUCCUAACUGUUAGUAGCCUAACCCCUAACCCUGACCUUAACCCUACAUCUCCUAACUGUUAGUAACCUAACCCCUAACCCUAACCUUAACCCUACAUCUCCUAACUGUAUGUAACCUAACCCCUAACCCUGACCUUAACCCUACAUCUCCUAACUGUAUGUAACCUAACCCCUAACCCUGACCUUAACCCUACAUCUCCUAACUGUUAGUAACCUAACCCCUAACCCUGACUUAACCCUACAUCUCCUAACUGUUAGUAGCCUAACCCCUAACCCUGACCUUAACCCUACAUCUCCUAACUGUAUGUAACCUAACCCCUAACCCUGACCUUAACCCUACAUCUCCUAACUGUUAGUAGCCUAACCCCUAACCCUGACCUUAACCCUACAUCUCCUAACUGUAUGUAACCUAACCCCUAACCCUGACCUUAACCCUACAUCUCCUAACUGUAUGUAACCUAACCCCUAACCCUGACCUUAACCCUACAUCUCCUAACUGUAUGUAACCUAACCCCUAACCCUGACCUUAACCCUACAUCUCCUAACUGUAUGUAACCUAACCCCUAACCCUGACCUUAACCCUACAUCUCCUAACUGUUAGUAACCUAACCCCUAACCUAAACCCUACAUCUCCUAACUGUAUGUAACCUAACCCUGACCUUAACCCUACAUCUCCUAACUGUAUGUAACCUAACCCCUAACCCUGACCUUAACCCUACAUCUCCUAACUGUUAGUAACCUAACCCCUAACCCUGACCUUAACCCUACAUCUCCUAACUGUUAGUAACCUAACCCCUAACCCUGACCUUAACCCUACAUCUCCUAACUGUUAGUAACCUAACCCCUAACCCUGACCUUAACCCUACAUCUCCUAACUGUUAGUAACCUAACCCCUAACCCUGACCUUAACCCUACAUCUCCUAACUGUUAGUAACCUAACCCCUAACCCUGACCUUAACCCUACAUCUCCUAACUGUUAGUAACCUAACCCCUAACCCUGACCUUAACCCUACAUCUCCUAACUGUUAGUAACCUAACCCCUAACCCUGACCUUAACCCUACAUCUCCUAACUGUAUGUAACCUAACCCCUAACCCUGACUUAACCCUACAUCUCCUAACUGUAUGUAACCUAACCCCUAACCCUGACCUUAACCCUACAUCUCCUAGCUGUUAGUAACCUAACCCCUAACCCUGACCUUAACCCUACAUCUCCUAACUGUAUGUAGCCUAACCCCUAACCCUGACCUUAACCCUACAUCUCCUAACUGUAUGUAACCUAACCCCUAACCCUGACCUUAACCCUACAUCUCCUAACUGUAUGUAACCUAACCCCUAACCCUGACCUUAACCCUACAUCUCCUAACUGUAUGUAACCUAACCCCUAACCCUGACCUUAACCCUACAUCUCCUAACUGUAUGUAACCUAACCCCUAACCCUGACCUUAACCCUACAUCUCCUAACUGUUAGUAACCUAACCCCUAACCUUAACCCUACAUCUCCUAACUGUAUGUAACCUAACCCCUAACCCUGACUUAACCCUACAUCUCCUAACUGUAUGUAACCUAACCCCUAACCCUGACCUUAACCCUACAUUUGGUUUCAUAGCAGAUGUUUUGUAAUGGUUUCCCUUCCUAGAGUAAGAAGUUGGUUUCUAACUGAGUGUGUGUUCUACUGGAGAGCUCUAACUGAGUGUGUGUUCUACAGGAGAGCUCUAACUGAGUGUGUGUUCUACUGGAGAGCUCUAACUGAGUGUGUGUUCUACAGGAGAGCUCUAACUGAGUGUGUGUUCUACUGGAGAGCUCUAACUGAGUGUGUGUUCUACAGGAGAGCUGUAACUGAGUGUGUGUUCUACAGGAGAGCUCUAACUGAGUGUGUGUUCUACAGGAGAGCUCUAACUGAGUGUGUUCUACAGGAGAGCUCUAACUGAGUGUGUGUUCUACUGGAGAGCUCUAACUGAGUGUGUGUUCUACAGGAGAGCUCUGAGUGUGUGUUCUACAGGAGAGCUCUAACUGAGUGUGUGUUCUACUGGGGAGCUCUAACUGAGUGUGUGUUCUACUGGAGAGCUCUAACUGAGUGUGUGUUCUACAGGAGAGCUCUAACUGAGUGUGUGUUCUACAGGAGAGCUCUAACUGAGUGUGUGUUCUACAGGAGAGCUGUAACUGAGUGUGUGUUCUACAGGAGAGCUCUAACUGAGUGUGUGUUCUACAGGAGAGCUCUAACUGAGUGUGUGUUCUACAGGAGAGCUCUAACUGAGUGUGUGUUCUACUGGAGAGCUCUAACUGAGUGUGUGUUCUACUGGGGAGCUCUAACUGAGUGUGUGUUCUACAGGAGAGCUCUAACUGAGUGUGUGUUCUACAGGAGAGCUCUAACUGAGUGUGUGUUCUACUGGAGAGCUCUAACUGAGUGUGUGUUCUACAGGAGAGCUCUGAGUGUGUGUUCUACAGGAGAGCUCUAACUGAGUGUGUGUUCUACAGGAGAGCUCUAACUGAGUGUGUGUUCUACUGGAGAGCUCUAACUGAGUGUGUGUUCUACAGGAGAGCUCUGAGUGUGUGUUCUACAGGAGAGCUCUAACUGAGUGUGUGUUCUACAGGAGAGCUCUAACUGAGUGUGUGUUCUACAGGAGAGCUCUAACUGAGUGUGUGUUCUACAGGAGAGCUCUGAGUGUGUGUUCUACAGGAGAGCUCUAACUGAGUGUGUGUUCUACAGGAGAGCUCUAACUGAGUGUGUGUUCUACAGGAGAGCUCUAACUGAGUGUGUUCUACUGGAGAGCUCUAACUGAGUGUGUGUUCUACUGGAGAGCUCUAACUGAGUGUGUUCUACUGGAGAGCUCUAACUGAGUGUGUGUUCUACUGGAGAGCUCUAACUGAGUGUGUGUUCUACAGGAGAGCUCUAACUGAGUGUGUUCUACUGGAGAGCUCUAACUGAGUGUGUGUUCUACAGGAGAGCUCUAACUGAGUGUGUGUUCUACAUGAGAGCUCUAACUGAGUGUGUUCUACUGGAGAGCUCUAACUGAGUGUGUGUUCUACUGGAGAGCUCUAACUGAGUGUGUUCUACUGGAGAGCUCUAACUGAGUGUGUGUUCUACUGGAGAGCUCUAACUGAGUGUGUGUUCUACUGGAGAGCUCUAACUGAGUGUGUUCUACUGGAGAGCUCUAACUGAGUGUGUGUUCUACAGGAGAGCUCUAACUGAGUGUGUGUUCUACAGGAGAGCUCUAACUGAGUGUGUUCUACUGGAGAGCUCUAACUGAGUGUGUGUUCUACAGGAGAGCUCUAACUGAGUGUGUGUUCUACUGGAGAGCUCUAACUGAGUGUGUGUUCUACAGGAGAGCUCCCAGAGGAGGCUGGUGUCGUUUGAGAGCUCUGGUCUGGACUUUGGUCUGGAUCUCACAGACCUAGAAACAUUUGGAGAAACGACUCAGUCCCCCAAGAGGCUGAAGACCCAUAAACUACAGAAAGACUUGGUUAGUCAGUCUAAAACCAAGUCUAAACAGUACAGUGGGACACUGGUUAAAGAGGUCUCUAAGGCCAGCAGAAGUCAGGAGGAAGAGGUGAACUUCAUGACAGACAUGAAGGUGGUUUCAGAGAAAGAGCAUGGAGAGCAGAGCUGUGCUGAACAAUCAUUGGCUGCUACUGUCCCCUCAGCCAAUCAGCUGAAGCCUGGCUCUUUACAGGACUCUGAGGAGCAGUUAUUCUCAGGUGGAGACUCGGAGGACGAGCGCCUGGUGAUCGAUGACCCUGUAUCUCCAGUCACCACCACCAACAGGUUACCCCUGACCACGGUGACCCAACUCUCCCCAACUCAUCAACAGGACACCCCACGGUCCCCCUCCGCCCCCAGGGACAGACCCAGCCUCGCCUCGUCACCACCACUCCCCGCCACUGGGACAAGGAGAGUGUCCAGGAAGGCUAAGGUACCAGGGUGCUGUGACCAGCUGGGUCAGAUCUUAGCCAUGCAGAAAGCCAUGCUCAAACCCAACCCCUCCAACAACCAGACCCAGGACCCAACCAGCCCCUGGUCCUCCCAGCCCGCAGAACCCCUCUCCAACCCAAACCCCCAGUCGCUGGUGAAGCCCUGUGUCUCCAUCUACCUGGAGAGUACCCAGGAUGGAGAGACGUAUGUCGACGCCCCUUCUCGGUCUGCACCAAUAGUCAACAGGACGACUGUACAACAGAAACGUUAGUAUUAACCAUCAACAUGGACAGAUACAAAUAUAUUCCAACAGUAUGUGAGAUUGUAGCAUGUUGUUAUGUGUGUAAUGAUGAUAGCAGUGGAUGUGUUACAUGUUAAUGUGUCCCCCCCCAGGGCUGCUGUGUUACAUGUUAAUGUGUCCCCCCCAGGCAUGCUGUUUACAUGUUAAUGUGUCCCCCCAGGCUGCUUGUUACAUGUUAAUGUGUCCCCCAGGGCUGCUGUGUUACAUGUUAAUGUGUCCCCCCCCAGGGCUGCUGUGUUACAUGUUAAUGUGUCCCCCCCCCAGGGCUGCUGUGUUACAUGUUAAUGUGUCCCCCCCCAGGGCUGCUGUGUUACUGUUUAAUGUUGUCCCCCCCCAGGGCUGCUGUGUUACAUGUUAAUGUGUCCCCCCCCCAGGGCUGUUUGUGUUACAUGUUAAUGUGUCCCCCCCCAGGCUGCUGUGUUACAUGUUAAUGUGUCCCCCCCCCCAGGGCUGCUGUGUUACAUGUUAAUGUGUCCCCCCCCCAGGGCUGCUGUGUUACAUGUUAAUGUGUCCCCCCCCCAGGGCUGCUGUGUUUACAUGUUAAUGUGUCCCCCCCCAGGGCUGCUGUGUUACAUGUUAAUGUGUCCCCCCCCAGGGCUGCUGUGUUACAUGUUAAUGUGUCCCCCCCCAGGGCUGCUGUGUUACAUGUUAAUGUGUCCCCCCCAGGGCUGCUGUUACAUGUUAAUGUGUCCCCCCCCAGGGCUGCUGUGUUACAUGUUAAUGUGUCCCCCCCCAGGGCUGCUGUGUUACAUGUUAAUGUGUCCCCCCCCAGGGCUGCUGUGUUACAUGUUAAUGUGUCCCCCCCCAGGGCUGCUGUGUUACAUGUUAAUGUGUCCCCCCCCAGGGCUGCUGUGUUACAUGUUAAUGUGUGUCCCCCCCCCCCAGGGCUGCUGUGUUACAUGUUAAUGUGUCCCCCCCCAGGGCUGCUGUGUUACAUGUUAAUGUGUCCCCCCCCAGGGCUGCUGUGUUACAUGUUAAUGUGUCCCCCCCCCAGGGCUGCUUGUUGUUACAUGUUAAUGUGUCCCCCCCCCCAGGGCUGCUGUGUUACAUGUUAAUGUGUCCCCCCCCAGGGCUGCUGUGUUACAUGUUAAUGUGUCCCCCCCCCAGGGCUGCUGUGUUACAUGUUAAUGUGUCCCCCCCCCCAGGGCUGCUGUGUUACAUGUUAAUGUGUCCCCCCCCCAGGGCUGCUGUGUUACAUGUUAAUGUGUCCCCCCCCCAGGGCUGCUGUGUUACAUGUUAAUGUGUCCCCCCCCAGGGCUGCUGUGUUACAUGUUAAUGUGUCCCCCCCCCAGGGCUGCUGUGUUACAUGUUAAUGUGUCCCCCCCCAGGGCUGCUGUGUUACAUGUUAAUGUGUCCCCCCCCAUGGCUGCUGUGUUACAUGUUAAUGUGUCCCCCCCCCCAGGGCUGCUGUGUUACAUGUUAAUGUGUCCCCCCCCCCAGGGCUGCUGUGUUACAUGUUAAUGUGUCCCCCCCCAGGGCUGCUGUGUUACAUGUUAAUGUGUCCCCCCCCCAGGGCUGCUGUGUUACAUGUUAAUGUGUCCCCCCCCAGGGCUGCUGUGUGAUGAUCUCAUGGUGGGGGCUGAGGACGAGGGGGACUAUUCCUCUCCAGAGGAAGGAAACCUGCUGUAUAAACUGUACAGUCUAAAGGACCUGCUGCUGUUGGUGCGGAGCGACGUCUGUCAGGCCUAUACACGCAGGCUGGGCACCAGCAACAAGGUCUGGACAGAGAUACAGGGCCUUCAGAAACUAGUCACACCCCUUGACUUUUUACACAUUCUGUUGUUACAAGGUGGGAUUAAAAUGUAAUUGUCAUUUUUUUGUGAACGAUCUACACAAAAUACUCGGUAAUGUCAAAUUGGAAGAAACAUUUGUAAAACACUAAUACAUCUUGAUUACAUAAGUAUUCAAUCAAUCCCGAGUCAAUACAUGUUAGAAUCACCUUUGGCAGCGAUUACAGCUCUGAGUCUUUCUGGGUAAGUCUCUAAGAGCUUUUCACACCUGGAUUGUACAAUAUUUGCACUAAGACCGCUCUCAACGAGCUGUAUAAGGUCAAUCGGUAGAGCAUGGCGCUUGUAACGCCAGGGUAGUGGGUUCGAUCCCCGGGACCACCCAUACGUAAAAAUGUAUGCACAUAUGACUGUAAGUCGCUUUGGAUAAAAGCGUCUGCUAAAUGGCAUAUUAUCUAUUAUUAUUAUAAGAAAAUGCUCAUCCAGAAGCGGCGCUCCUAGUGGCCGGGGACUUUAAUGCAGGCCACCUUAAAUCCAUUUUACCUCAUUUCUACCUGCAUGUCACAUGUGCAACCAGAGGGAAAAAAACUCUAGACCACCUUUACUCCACACACAGAGACGCAUACAAAGCUCUCCCUCGCCCUCCAUUUGGCAAAUCUGACCAAAAACUAAAGCAGGAAGCACCAGUGACUCGGUUAAUAAAAAAGUGGUCAGAUGAAGCAGAUGCUAAGCUACAGGACCGUUUUGCUAGCACAGACUGGAAUAUGUUCCGGGAUUCAUCCAAUGGCAUUCAGGAGUAUACCACCUCAGUCACCGGCAUCAUCAAUAAGUCGUAGUCUGCGCUCCAGCAGGUAUAUCUCACUGGUCAUCCCCAAAGCCAACACCUCCUUUGGCCGCCAUUCCUUCCAGUUCUCUGCUGCCAAUGACUGGAACGAACUGCAAAAAUCUCUGAAGCUGGAGACUCUUAUCUCCCUCACUAACUUUAAGCAUCAGUUGUCAGAGCACCUUACCGAUCACUGCACCUGUACACAGCCCAUCUGUAAUUAGCCCGCCCAACUACCUCAUCCCUAUAUUGUUAUUUAUUUUGCUCUUUUGCAACCCAGUAUCUCUAUUUGCACAUCAUCUCUUGCACAUCUAGCAUUCCAGUGUUAAUACUAAUUGUAAUUAUUUUGCACUAUGGCCUAUUUAUUGCCUUACCUCCAUAACUUGCUACAUUUGCACACACUGUAUAUAUAUUUUCUGUUGUAUUUUUGACUUUAUGUUUUGUUUUACCCCAUAUGUAACUCUGUGUUGUUGUUUUUAUCGCACUGCUUUGCUUUAUCUUGGCCAGGUCGCAGUUGUAAAUGAGAACUUGUUCUCAACUGGCUUACCUGGUUAAAUAAAGGUGAAAUAAAAUAAAUAAAUAAAAUAAAAAAGUCCAUCGACGACUUCGUCCCCACAGUGACGGUACGUACAUAUCCCAACCAGAAGCCAUGGAUUACAGGCAACAUCCGCACUGAGCUAAAGGCUAGAGCUGCCGCUUUCAAGGAGCGGAACACUAAUAUGCCCUCAAACGAACCAUCAAACAGGCAAAGAGUCAAUACAGGACUAAGAUUGAAUCCUACUACACCGGCUCUGACGCUCGUCGGAUGUGGCAGGGCUUGCAAACUAUUACGGACCACAAAGGGAAGCACAGCCGCGAGCUGCCCAGUGACGCGAGCCUACCAGACGAGCUAAAUACCUUUUAUGCUUGCUUCGAGGCAAGCAACACUGAAGCAUGCAUGAGAGCACCAGCUGUCUCUGGAAAUACCUCCCCAUAAUGUUUAAAUGAUUGGAAUGGGAUGAAGUCUUACAUGAAAAAAAAAACACAUUUACAUUACCAAGUACAUUAAUGGGGUAAACCUUCUCUAAGAGAAUGUAUUAGGCUGUUUGAGAGAAGAUUUGAAUCCUAAUCAACCCAUCCAAUGUGAGUACAUCUGUUGUUGCAGUACAGUAGAUCAUUAAAGCUACAGUACUCUAGCAGUAGUCAAGCUGCUUAUGCUGAAAAGCCUAGUUAGUGCAUAGGUCAAAUUAGCUUUUGAAUUUCGUGUAUUUUUCGGCCUCAGACAAAAGCUAAUAUUUCACUUAAAGGAGUUUUUUGUUUUAAUACACUCCCCACUCCCUCUUUGUAAACAUGUACCACACAUCUGGUAUAUGCUGUUCACUGUGUUGAGUAAACCUUCAGUAAACCUUCAGUAAACCUGUGUGUUUGUGUCCUUCAGGUGGUUCCGGUCUAUAUCCUGUCCAAGAUGGAGUACCAGCUUUCUUAUGGAGUGGAGAGUCUAACUAAGACUGAGGCCUGCCGGCUGUGGGCUGAGACAAAAGCCUAA